This is a messenger RNA of Pyricularia pennisetigena, 1563 nucleotides long. RefSeq lists its product as uncharacterized. Lineage: Eukaryota; Fungi; Ascomycota; Sordariomycetes; Magnaporthales; Pyriculariaceae. The record is from RefSeq and is a predicted model, not a curated record. The transcript has a single exon. Gene Ontology annotation, molecular function: FAD binding. The coding region runs from base 1 to 1563 and encodes 520 amino acids.
AUGCUCGGCUCACAAACUCUGUUCGCCGUGACGGCUUUGCUGGCCGCCGUGGUGUCGGCCUCAUCUGCCUCGGCGCGCGAGGUCGCCACAGUGCCCGACGACUUGACGGGCGAGCUCGGCUGCGAGGCCCUGAAGGUGGCGCACGGCUCCGGCAGCGUCUUCUUCCCGGGCGAUGCAGAGUACGCCGAGGAAGCGGGGGCGUUCUGGUCCAACACGCAGCUGAUGUCGCCGACCUGCAUCUUCCGGCCCGCCUCGGCGCAGCAGGUCGCCUCGGCGGUGCUCGGCAACAGCCGGACCGGCACGCGGUGGGCCGUCCGCGGCGGCGGCCACAUGGGCAUAAGGGGCGCCAACAAUAUCGACAAAGGCAUGCUCAUCGUCAUGUCGGGCAUCAAGACGCUCCGCAUCUCUGAGGACCGCGCGGCCGUCCACGUCGGGCCCGGCAACAAAUGGGGCGAGGUGUACGACUACCUGGCGCAGUUCGACGUCGCCGUCGCGGGCGGCCGGCUCGGCCCCGUCGGCGUCCCCGGUUUGCUGCUGGGCGGCGGCAUUAGCUACUACGGCCACCAGGCCGGCUGGGCCGCCGAUAACGUGCUCGAGUACGAGGUCGUGCUGGCCGACGGGCGCGUCGUCGUCGCGUCGGCCGACGAGAACCGGGACCUGUUUUGGGCCCUCAAGGGCGGCAGCGCCAACUUUGGCAUCGUCACCGACUUUAAGCUGCGGACCUUGCCGUCCAAAAAGGUCUGGGCGGGCGUCUACACCGUCUCGGGCGAGCACAUGGCCGCGUUCGAGGAGGCCGUGGCCAAGUACUCGUCCGAGCCGCAGGAUCCCCUCUCCCACGCCGUGCCCAUGGUCAUCCCCAUGGGCGGCGGCGUCACGGUCGCGUCGGUGAUCCUCUUUUACGACUCGGAGACGGUCUCGGAGCCCGAGUGCUUCAGGGACUUUUUGGCCAUCCCGCCCAUCACGCCGCCCACGACCGCGUUCAAGACCGUCGCCGAGCUGGCCAACGAGAACGCGGCGCUCAUCUUCCCCGACAUCAACGACGUGUUCCUCGCCGGGACGACGGUCGGCAAGACGCACGCGGAGCUGCUCGAGGGCGUGCGCAUCACCAACAAGGUCUUCCUCGACGCCGUCCCGGCGCUGCACGCGGCCAUCGGCGGUGCGGACAAGAUGGCCCUCAACAGCAUCAACUGGCAGCCCAUCGGCGCAGCGUGGCAGGCCGGCUCCGGGAAGGUGAACCCGGUCGGCAACGCGCUCGGCAUCGACACGGCCGCCAAGGGCACCUACCUCGCCUGGGCGCUGGCCAUCGAGUGGGUCGACGGGCCGGGCCACGACGAGAUUGUCGACAAGUGGGUCAGGGAGACCAUCGCGGCCAUCGAGGAUGCCACCAAGGCCGCCGGGCUCUACGAUGCCUUCAACUACAUGGGAGACGCCGCCGGGUUCCAGGAGGUUUAUGCUGGAUACGGCAGUGAGAACCAGAAGAGGCUGAUGGAGAUUUCGCGAAAGUAUGACCCGGAGAGGGUGACGCAGAAGCUGUGGCCUGGUGGUUUCAAGGUGGGUGUUUAA